AUGCUUACAGACUCAUCCGCAGAUCUUCUUACUCAGAAAGGACAUGAGUCGCGGUUAAGGCGUGCUAAACGGCAGCAACGUAGAGAGUUGUCAUCUAUUCUCCAACAAUCACUGCUGGAUUCGAGUACUCUACAGGAAUCAUCUUUCUUCACUAAAGAUCGUGUGAAAGAGAGCAGAAACUUGGUUUCAACCGCAUGUUCUCCUAUCAUUUUUCCUAUAUCUCCAACUGAAACGAAGCGAGCUCAUGGAUCAGCAGUUGUUGGUGAAACCAUUGUAGUUUCCACUGGUCCGAUGUUGUCUCCAUCAUCCGAUGAACCGUCGAUCAAUUUACCCACGGAUCUCAAUACCACUCCUGCUCCUCCUAAACCUACAACAGUUCCUCCCGUCAAGAACCACUAUCACUCGACAAUGCAAACUCCAUCAGGCACGGUUACGGUGGUAACGAAGCAAAUGGCACCGAAAGCAAGGUAUGGGACAGUACCAGAAAUUUCUUAUCGAGUAUAAAC
Messenger RNA from Cylicostephanus goldi, 506 nucleotides. The record is from the annotation of a GenBank genome assembly. NCBI's taxonomy places the organism in Eukaryota, Metazoa, Nematoda, Chromadorea, Rhabditida, Strongylidae.